Oryza sativa Japonica Group (Japanese rice) is the source of this 1958-nucleotide messenger RNA. Its product is annotated as protein PECTIC ARABINOGALACTAN SYNTHESIS-RELATED. The record is from RefSeq and is a predicted model, not a curated record. Lineage: Eukaryota; Viridiplantae; Streptophyta; Magnoliopsida; Poales; Poaceae.
GCGCAGCGGAGCCAAUCCAACGACACUCCCGUCACCGCCGACAGCGGCAUGGCGGAGCUACGGCACGCCACGGCGGCGGCGGCGGCGACGCGCGCGUCGAGCUCGCCGGCCAAGCGCGACGCGGAGUCCUCCGCCUCGUCCUCCCCCUUCGUGGCCUCCUCCUCCUCCCCGCGCGGCGGCGGAGGCGGGGACGGCAAGGACGGGGCGCCCCGCUCGUCCGCUCCACUCCACCACCAGAAGUACCACCUCCCCUCCCCGCUCCGGUCACUCCUCGCGCUCGAGGAUCCCAGGUCGCCGACCGCCUCGGCGUCCUACCGGAUCCUGGUCGCCGUCGUCGCCUGCCUCUUCGUCGCCGCUCUCGUCUCCGCUCCUUCCGUCUGGUCACGCAUCAACGCGCCCUAUCUGUGCCGCAAGGACGGGAUUCGGCUCCACUGCCCCAGGGUGAACGAGCGGGAAUCUCUCUGGGAGAAUCCGCAUGCUGCAGCGGCAUCUUGGAAGCCCUGCGCCGAGCGCCGUAGUGAUGAGAUCUCAGAUCUUGUACCAGAGAAUGAAACCUCUGGGUAUAUUUUUAUUCAUGCCGAGGGUGGAUUAAACCAGCAGCGAAUAGCCAUAUGUAAUGCUGUUGCAAUUGCUAAGAUAAUGAAUGCCACACUUAUUUUACCUGUGCUGAAGCAGGAUCAAAUCUGGAAAGAUCAAACGAAAUUUGAAGAUAUCUUUGAUGUAGAUUAUUUCAUAAAUUACUUGAAGGAUGAUGUACGCAUUGUUCGAGAUAUUCCUGAAUGGUUCACAGAAAAAGAUGAACUUUUCACCAGUAUAAAGCGAACUGUGAAAAAUAUUCCAAAGUAUGCAUCGGCGCAGUUCUACAUUGACAAUGUACUUCCGAGGAUCAAAGAUAAAAAGAUAAUGUCUAUCAAGCCAUUUGUUGAUAGGCUGGGGUAUGAUAAUGUUCCAAUGGAGAUUAACCGGCUCAGAUGCAGAGUUAAUUACCAUGCCUUGAAGUUUUUACCUGAAAUCGAAGAAAUGGCUGAGAAGCUAGCAACAAGGAUGAGGAACCGAACGGGCAAUGUAAAUCCAUACAUGGCUCUUCAUCUUAGGUUUGAGAAAGGAAUGGUGGGUCUUUCAUUUUGCGAUUUUGCGGGAACUAGAGAGGAGAAAGCAAUGAUGGCUGAUUAUAGACAGAAACAAUGGCCAAGACGCUUCAAGAAUGGAUCUCACCUUUGGUCAUUAGCACUGGAGAAAAGAAAAGAAGGUCGCUGCCCUCUUGAGCCUGGGGAAAUAGGUAUUAUUUUACGUGCAAUGGGAUAUACAAAGGAAACUCAGAUAUAUGUUGCAUCCGGUCAAGUUUAUGGUGGAAGCAAUAGAAUGGCUCCGCUAAGGAAUAUGUUCCCCAAUUUGGUUACAAAAGAAGAUCUUGCAAGCAAAGAGGAGAUAGAACACUUCAAGAAGCAUGUGACCAGCCUUGCUGCAUUGGACUUCCUGGUUUGCCUGAAAUCGGACGUGUUCGUCAUGACCCACGGUGGCAAUUUCGCCAAGCUGAUCAUCGGUUUCCGCCGCUACAUGGGUCGGCAUCGGCUCAAGUCUAUCAAGCCAGACAAGGGCCUCAUGUCCAAGUUCUUCGGCGAUCCCUACAUGCCAUGGGCAACUUUCGUGGAGGAUGUGAUGAUCACUCACCAGACACGAACUGGCCUCCCUGAGUCCACAUUCCCACACUACGACCUCUGGGAAAACCCCCUUACGCCUUGCAUGUGUAGAGCUUAAACUAUAGACAGAUAUUGAUUGUGCGUAGAUAUUCUUUGUUCAUAUACUGAUUGUAAGUUUAUAUAGUUCUUUGUAUCACAUCCAUUUUUCAUUUUACCUGUUUUCUUAAUUGUAUCUUCUACCCUACAAUGCACCAACUGUUUUUACUCAUUUUUCAUUCUUAAAAUCCAACGACACAUAUUUGUCUGCAUUAGAUCGAA